GUCUGCAGUCGCAUCAGAUUUUCACUAAACUUACAUUAAGCUUAUCAAAAAAAAAAAAAAUAACUUCCGCACCGUUGUAAACAUUUAAUCUGGAAAAAAUGAAGUUUCAUCGUUUCGCUGUUUGAGUGAUAAUUGUUGUUCCUGUUAAAGAUUGCGUGGAAGUUUACGCUGCGCGUACCGGUUUCCACUUCGAAAAUUGAAAGGUGGUGGGUUUUGCUAUCAUAGAAUCCGAUGUAUUCGGAAAGAUUCAAUGAUGAAUUCUGAAGCGUGAAUAAUCGUGGUAUCCAAUAUGCACUAGUGACCCUCUUGAACUUGAGACAGUUUCAUACAGUGUUAGAGGCCAUCAGCGCGUCCCGUCUGAUACCAAAGAAUUCCACGAGGUCACAAAACGUGAUGCUCUACGUCAACUCGAGAAGGAACUCGACAAUCUACUACAAACGGCUCCUGAAGAAAAGAAGGCAUUUCUUCAAAAUGAAAUGAAACGUUUUACACAACUUUUUGAAAGAUUUUUGCAAGAAGAUGGACCUAUCGAAUGGGAUAAAAUUGAGAAAUUGCCAUUAGAAGCAGUUGAAGACUACUCGAAGCUUAGUGCCCCCAAAAAUGAUCAGAUUCGGGAAAUGCUGGACAAAUUGGUUGUUAUAAAACUCAAUGGUGGCUUAGGAACGUCAAUGGGUUGCCAUGGUCCAAAAAGUGUGAUUCCUGUUAGGUCAGACCUAACAUUUUUGGAUUUGACUGUGCAGCAGAUUGAGCAUCUGAAUAAAACUUAUGAUGCGAAUGUGCCAUUAAUCUUGAUGAAUUCAUUCAACACCGAUGAAGAUACAGAAAAAAUAAUCAGAAAAUACAAGGGCUUCCGCGUUCAAAUCUAUACUUUCAAUCAAAGCUGCUUCCCACGAAUCAGUCGGGAGUCGUUUCUUCCAGUUGCUAGAGACUUUGAUGUAGAAAAUGACAUGGAAGCAUGGUAUCCACCCGGUCACGGUGACUUUUACGAAUCUUUUCAAAAUUCAGGCUUGCUAAAAAAGUUUCUGGAUGAAGGCCGUGAAUAUUGUUUCUUAUCAAAUAUUGACAAUUUAGGAGCUACAGUUGAUCUGAAUAUCCUAAACAAACUUGUUGGCCAUGAAAGACCCGUAAAACCUAUAGAAUUCGUCAUGGAAGUAACCGACAAAACUAGAGCUGACGUUAAGGGUGGUACUCUUAUUCAAUAUGAAAACAAACUCAGACUAUUGGAAAUUGCACAGGUACCUAAGGAGCACGUAGACGAUUUCAAAUCUGUGAAAACCUUUAAAUUUUUCAACACAAACAAUAUUUGGGCCAAGCUUGAUGCGAUUGAUCGUGUGCUGAAGGAUAAGGCAUUGAGUAUGGAAAUCAUCAUUAACAACAAAACAUUAGAAAAUGGAUUACGCGUUGUCCAACUUGAAACAGCCGUGGGCGCCGCUAUGAAGUUCUUCGAUGGAAGUCUUGGCAUCAACGUCCCACGCUCCCGAUUCUUGCCCGUCAAGAAAACUUCUGAUCUGCUGUUAGUCAUGUCGAACUUGUACAGCUUGAAGAGUGGAAGUCUGGUGAUGUCGCCGGAAAGAAUGUUCGAGACAACUCCUCUAGUCAAACUAGGUGAAAACCACUUCGCCAAAGUCAAAGAGUUCUUGGGACGAUUUGCUAACAUCCCAGAUCUCAUUGAACUCGACCACUUGACCGUGUCAGGAGAUGUCACAUUCGGACGCGGCGUUUCUUUGAGAGGAACAGUUAUCAUCAUAGCUAACCAUGGAGACCGUAUUGAUAUUCCUGCUGGAGCCAUUCUGGAAAAUAAAAUUGUUUCGGGCAAUAUGCGUAUAUUGGACCACUAAGGAUGUCAAAACGUCUCAGGGCACUCGUUCAUAAUGCGCAAAACUCUUUCUAGCUUAAGUUUUAAAGUUCCCGAAUCAUCUCCUUUGGGCGUCCUUGUAUUCUGAAAGCUUGUUGUAGAUUGUAGUAGUUUGUUACAUUCAUACAUAUUGUUGAAAGCUCCACAAAAUAGGAGUCACAUAAUUUUAGAGCUCACUGUAUAGUUACGGGGAAGUAAGAUCCUUUAUUAGUUUGUGCAAUAAAAUUUCUGACUGAUGAUUUAUAA
This is a messenger RNA of Hermetia illucens (black soldier fly), 2101 nucleotides long. RefSeq names its product UTP--glucose-1-phosphate uridylyltransferase (gene UGP). NCBI's taxonomy places the organism in Eukaryota, Metazoa, Arthropoda, Insecta, Diptera, Stratiomyidae. The transcript is spliced from 9 exons. Gene Ontology annotation, cellular component: cytoplasm. Bases 477 to 1838 code for a protein of 453 amino acids. Gene Ontology annotation, molecular function: UTP:glucose-1-phosphate uridylyltransferase activity. Gene Ontology annotation, biological process: UDP-alpha-D-glucose metabolic process; glycogen metabolic process. The record is from RefSeq and is a predicted model, not a curated record.